GCUACAGUGAUAGGACUAAUUAUUUGGGUAUGUCACCCAAACUUACGGCCCUUCAGUGGAAAUGGAACCAGAGAAUGUAAUACAAAUUUCACAAGAAAUCCUAGACUAAACUUAUGCCCUAAUGACUGGGUGCAGGAGAAAGGGAAAUGCUAUAACUUUUUUAAAACUUUUAAUUCAUGGACUGAUAGCCAACAAUUCUGUUUAAGAAUGAAAUCACAACUCUUGAUGAUCCAAGACAAGGCUGAACUGGAUUUCAUACAAAAUAGUAUACAAGAUGGAAUCUACUUUUGGAUUGGAUUGAACAUUACAUAUCCACAAAAGACAUGGACCUGGCUGGAUGGCACCCCAUUAAAUCCACAGUUAUGUGAAGUCAAGAGCAAGGAUGAAGACAAUGCCUGUGCUGUGAUAACAAAGAAGGGUGUUUUUUCUGAAACAUGUCAAACUCAUAGUUACCAUAUUUGUCAAAACGUGAUUUCUUCAGAUGAUGACCUCUAAAUUAAUCACAGGUGCCGAUUAAAUGUCAUUUAGAGGAAUAUACUUCCUUGACCAUUCUCCACUCUGACUACAUUAUAUGGAGUUGGUAUAUAUUUUCAUAGCUCCCUGUACUUAUCUAAUCUAAUCAUCUAGUACCUUCUUUUUUGGGCCAUUGUUUACUAAA
Myotis brandtii (Brandt's bat) is the source of this 658-nucleotide messenger RNA. RefSeq names its product killer cell lectin-like receptor subfamily F member 1. NCBI's taxonomy places the organism in Eukaryota, Metazoa, Chordata, Mammalia, Chiroptera, Vespertilionidae. The transcript has 6 exons. The record is from RefSeq and is a predicted model, not a curated record. The coding region runs from base 208 to 495 and encodes 95 amino acids.